Messenger RNA from Neocloeon triangulifer, 2757 nucleotides. It is a transcript of the gene cu, whose product is annotated as nocturnin. The record is from RefSeq and is a predicted model, not a curated record. Lineage: Eukaryota; Metazoa; Arthropoda; Insecta; Ephemeroptera; Baetidae. Gene Ontology annotation, molecular function: 3'-5'-RNA exonuclease activity. The transcript is spliced from 7 exons. Bases 950 to 2233 code for a protein of 427 amino acids.
GUAAUCUUGGGCUCUGUUUGUUAGCGACAUCUCAUGGAGUUUGUCCCAAUUUGGCAGCACGUGUGUGCAAGUUGUAUAAUUCUUUAUUCUCGCCUGCAAGUUUGCAAACUGGCCGUCGUCGCCGCGAGUAUAUUAAUAACUCUGCACGAAGAAGACCGGUUUGGAAAUAAUUAUCGUGACCCUGCCAAACUUUAGCAAAAGCAGACUCGGUUUCGUUGGGAACAAAAACGACUUCCGAAGCGUCUGGAAUUAAAUAAGAACUAAAUUGCGUCUCUCUCUGAGACAAAACAAAUUUGUUUUGCAACACAAAAACCUUCUGGAUCAGUCCAGGAUGCGUUUCCUCCGAAUCCACUUCCUUCAACAACUCGACCACAAACUUGAAAAAGUAAUUAAAUAAUUAAAUAUUACCCAGAAUGAUAAAUUAACUUGCUAGUUUAAGAGAGAAAAAUUUAAAUGAAUUGAAUCAUGGAAUCAAUUUUAAAUUUGAAUAAAAUUUUAAUUUGAGAAAAAAAAUGAAACGAAUAUAAUCAAAGACAGUUUUUUGAACCCUGAAUAAUGGACGCUAAUUAUACUGAAGCUGGCAGAGCUUGUGCUUGGCCGCCAGCGCUGCGACAAGGUUACGGCCGUGAUUAUGUAAAAGCAAGAGGUGAAAAACGCCAUCGACCCUCCCCCCGUAUAUAAAGGACAAGGGCACUCGACCUGACCCGACCAGUGCACCGCGGAACCUCGCCAUUGUCGCACACGCGUUUCAAUCGCUGCAGUUUUGUGAUUUCCUGUGCGUUUCUGUUGAGGAUUAUCUUUUUUAUUGAGAGAGCAGCAUUGAAGACAAAAAUUUAGGACCAGGAAUGAAAAUGCUGCUGAUGCUGCGUUUCCUUCUGGUUCUGACUUCGCACACUGGGCCGUGCCUGGGCCUGUUCUGCCUGCUCGUGGGCCGCUUCAUCCAAGACUGAUGGCCCAGCUGAGGGAGGCGCUCGCCCUCGCCGAGCAGCUGGCCGCGGGGGCCGUCGUCUCGCCCGCCUCCAAGCGCCGCUUCCAACGCCUCACGCACCAACCGGCCCCCGACCCGGCCGCCCCCACCUUCGUCCCCCCGAAACAACUCCUCCUUUACCUCGUCAGGAUGGGCAGCUUCACGUCGGCGCCCAAGAUCCUGAACCAAGACCUGCAGGACAACGAGGUGCACUUCCCUGAAAGGUUGUCGCGCGACCAGCUGCUGGAGAGGUGCCGUCGCGAGCAGCGACACCUGCCCGUCAAAAGGGCCUUCCGGCCGUGCAAUAACGCCUUGACGGCGGCCAACGGCCACCAGGACGGCGUCCGCGUCCUCCGCUGGAACGUGGUGAGCCGGCGCUGCGGCGACGCCACCAACAGCCCCCACCACCUCCGCGUUCUCCAGUGGAACAUCCUUUCUCAGGCUCUUGGCGAAAUGAAUGACAACUUCGCCUGUUGUCCUGACGAGGCUCUCCAGUGGCCAGCCAGGAGGUACCAGAUUGUGGAAGAGAUCAUAGAAUACUGCCCUGACAUCAUCUGUCUUCAGGAAGUUGACCACUUUAAAUUCCUGAGUGGUGCUCUGGCGUCGCAGGGCUACUCGGGCAUGUUCUUCCCGAAACCAGACUCGCCCUGCCUCUACAUUCAGGGCAACAACGGCCCUGACGGAUGUGCCAUUUUCUUCCGAACUGACAAAUUUGAUCUUCUCAACAAUGACAGUCGCGUUCUAGAAGUCUGGAGCGUCCAAAGCAAUCAGGUUGCUCUGCUGAUAAACCUGCGCAUCAAAGAGACAGGGCGCGAGGUGUGCGUGGCGACGACGCACCUGAAGGCGCGCAACGGUGCCCUCCUGUCCACCCUGAGGGAGGAGCAGGGCAAGGACCUGCUGCGCUUCCUGGAGGAGCGGCGCGACGGCCGGCCGCUUGUCCUGUGCGGCGACUUCAACGCAGAACCCACCGAACCCGUCUACCGCAGCAUCACGGCCCACCCCUCCGAAUUGGGCAGCGCCUACGCCGAAGCGCACCACGGCCGCGAACCUCCCUACACAACCUGGAAGGUGAGAGAGGGCGAGGGCGAAGUGUGCCACACAAUAGACUACGUGUUCUUCUCGCAAAGAGAAUUCGCAGUGGACGCCGUCCUGGACUUCCCCACCGGAGAGGAAAUCGGCCUCGGCAGGAUACCCUCGUUCAUCUACCCCUCAGAUCACUUCUCGUUAGUGUGCGACCUCAGUUUUCGCGACCAGAGAGGCUUGUAGUGAGACAAAUAUGAGUGCAUAUGUGAUUUGAUUUUCCCCUUUGAAAGUUGUAAAAAUGCUGUUUCAAAAUUGUGUGUAUAAGUCAGAUUAAGAGGUAUUUUUAUAUGAAGAUAUGUGAUCUCUCCUUAUUGUAAAUUUUCGUCUUUUAUUAUUAUUGUAACGAACUGCAUCAGUUGAGUUGGUAAUUUUAUUAUUCUGACUUAUUUAUUUCUGCUGUUGCCAUAUUUUCCGACCUAAAGAGUUUAUGUAUGAAUAACAAGAGUGUAAAUGUUGAGGUCUUCCAAAGUACACCAUGAGACCGAUUUAAAUAUAAUUAUGCUAACUUUUUUCCUGAACUAAAAGACGCGAAAUGAAAAGUGUGAUUCAAUUAAUACCAAAUAAGCAAUCAUAACAAAAUAUUUUUCCUUGCAUAAAGAGAGCAAUAAUGGUAAAAAUGACUUGCGAACGGAUAGAGAAGGUUUUUGAUAAAUAAUUAUUUGGCCAUUUUGUUAAAUAUUAUGUAAUAAAUCGAAUUCCAAAAUGUA